UGUCAUACGCAUGUCGUCACAUCUAGCGAAAUCUGCUGUUGAACAGAAGGCAAUGGAAGGCACAAUGGCUACACCAACAUCUCUGGAUCCAGAUUUGGUUCGGGAAGUGUUGGAAUGCCCUAUCUGCCUGGAGACCUACAACCAGGAGCAACUUCGACCCAAACUGCUGCAGUGUGGUCACUCUGUGUGUCGCCAGUGCCUUGAGAAACUUCUUGCUAGCACCAUAAAUGGUGUGCGGUGCCCCUUCUGCAGCAAAGUUUCUCGUAUGAGCAGUAUUUCCCAGCUGGCUGACAACCUUACUGUGUUAAAGAUCAUCGACUGUGCAAGUACAUGUGGAUCUACCAUGGGUCUCAUGUGCAAGUCCUGUAUGAACCGCCUUCCCCGUCAGUAUUGUUGCGACUGCGGCAUCGUAUUGUGCGACAUUUGCAAGAACGAGGGUCAUCAGCGCCACGGACACGACGUACGAGCCAUUCGCAUGGCUGCCGAACAACGGCGGAAAGACCUCACUGGGAAGCUCACUAACUUGCGGGAGGCAAUGGGUAAUAUUCAGAAAAAGAAGGCAGCCAUUAACAACGUGGCAAAAUCAUUCCGACUGAAGUACAAGGCUGUCCAGCAGGAGUAUGCCAAGGCUGAGUUGCGGCUCCAGGAAGAUCUUGGCCGCUCACGUCGUGCCUUUACAACAUCAAUGGCUGAAGUAGAGAAACUCAAUGCCCAGAUUCUGGAGGAGCAGACCUACCUGCUCAACAUUGCUGAAGUGCAGGUGGUGUCUCGUUGCGAUUACCUCACCAUAAGAAUAAAGCAGACUGAUAUUGCGCUACUGGAGGAAGGGAGCAAUAAUGACGAUGAAGAGUUGGAAUUAAAAACAAAUCUGCCUGUCAUUUUGAAACUACAGGAUCCUGAACUGGUUAAAAUUGAGCACUCAAAACCCUUAGAUGUUGCACAGCUGACUACAAAAUCCUGCACUGUCAAUGCUGAAGAGGAAGAUGGAAUUGAGUUUGCCACUGCCGCCGCCAUCCCUUUGGACAUUUAUCGUGAUAUCGAUAUGGUAGCGGCAGCCGAAGAUGCAGUUUGUGCUUCUCCUGGUAGUUUCAAGUCCAAGUCCGUAGAUGGAGGGGAACCUUCUCCAGGGGCUACUGGUGGGCAGCUCUGUCAGUUCGUAAAAAAGAUGGGCUGCAAAGGGAAUCUCCCUGGCAUGUUCAACUUGCCGGUAAGUAUUUGUGUCACUCUACAAGGUGAGGUGCUCGUGGCUGACCGAGGGAACUACCGCAUCCAGAUCUUCAACCGCAAGGGCUUCCAAAGGGAGAUACGCCACAACCCAAGCAGCAUCGACAACUUUGUCUUGAGCUUCCUUGGCGCGGACCUCCCCAACCUUAUUCCUCUCUCCAUUGCAAUCACUGCUCAGGGCCUCAUCGGGGUCACCGAUAACUAUGACAAUUCAGUGAAGGUUUACACCACUGAUGGCCACUGCAUCGCUUGCCAUAAGAACCAGCUCAUUAAGCCAUGGGGCAUCGCUGCCAUGCCUUCGGGACAGUUUGUUGUGUCGGAUGUGGAGGGUGGAAAGCUUUGGUGCCUGGCUGUGGAUCGUAACGUAGGGGUGGUCAAUUACAACCGUCUAUGCUCUGCAGUCAGGCCCAAAUUUGUGACUUGCGACUCCUCAGGUACAGUCUACUUUACACAAGGUUUAGGCCUAAACAUUGAGAAUAGACACAAUGAACACCACCUUGAGGGGGGGUUCUCCAUCGGCUCAGUGGGUAUGGAUGGACAGUUGGGAAAACAACUUAGCCACUUCUUCUCAGAAACCGAGGACUUCCGUUGCAUCACCGGCAUGUGUGUGGACUCUAACGGGGACUUGCUUGUGACGGACAGUGGUCGGAAGGAAAUACUACAGUUCCCAAAAGAAGGUGGCUAUAACGUUCUCAUUCAAGAGGGCCUUACAUGCCCCGUAGGGGUGGCUGUUACUCAAAAGGGACAACUGCUAGUCUUGGAUUGCUGGGACCACUGUGUGAAGGUCUACACAUACUUGCAGAGGAGACGUUCCUCUACUUGUUAAGACCACAAUGUCGAUGAAUGAAAGACAUUUUGAUGAUAUAUAAGACUGGUCACUUCAGUUGAAAUGAUUAUAAAUGCGAUUGCUUCUUGGUGCUUUUUGACCAGUGGCAUGCAAUGGCCGGGUCAGGCAGCAAACAUUCACCACUGCCAUGGAGCAAUUUGAAGAUGAAUUAUGUAUAUUAUUUUGGCUGCUACAGACAAAUGCAUUUUUGAAUACAGUACAACUGAUGGCAAUAACUGAGUCUUUUUCUUUUAAGUGUGCAAGUUAGUUUCCAUUUGUGAUUUUUUUUUAAUUUGUGUACUGCUGUACUAUUGUCUUUUGAGGAAUUUGAAAAAAAACAUAGUUAAUUACAACAAUUUUUUUUUUUUUUUGUGGAAAAUUCAAAACAUUAUUUGUUUGAAUUUAUGUUCAUGUGUCAUGAUUUUACUUAUUUCCCAUAAUGCCUCUCUGUUAAAGUGCCCCCUCAUACCUGAAUCCUGUGUCAGUAAAGUUUAUAUGGACAAUAUAUUUCUAUUAAACAUAACAAUGUAGUUUAACUUGUCAAAAUUAUGCUUGGAAAAAAACUAAAUAUUAGUUUUAUUUUGAUUACAAAGAUUAAAAUGUCUCUAAGUUGUCUUAUAGUUCAUCACUGACUGUGACUGGUUUGUACUGUAAUCUGGUGUUUAAACCUAUUGCUGUGUUGCAGUUACCAAAAGGACUGUCAAAUUCAGGAGAUAUUUAUUAGCAUAUAAUCAGAUUCACUGCAAUAGUUCAUCUACAGCAGGAAUACGACUGAAUCAAAACAGAAUCUCAGCAGUUUACUGUUACGAAGUAUAUGAAAUAAAAUUUUGCGUUGUGUCCUUGUUUCUAAGAGAUUGGUUUUAAGACUGUUGCUUAGUCAAUCAAACAUUGAGUGAAAAAUAUCCAUUUUAUUUUGUAAUGUGACUGUGACUAUAUUAAGCUUCACCAUCUUUCAAAGCAUUAGACAGUACUGAAAUUGGUGUUCUGUUGUAAAAAAAUAAUCCUACUCGACAUAUUUGUUUUGCACAUUAAAGUUUUAGUUCAACCAACAACAAAAAAAGAAGAAAAGAAAAUGCUGUCAUUGUUUACUCACUUUCAUGUUGAUCCAAACCUGUAUGACUUUCUUUUGUGUAACAAACAGAAUGAUGACUAUGGCUGUCAAUCCCAGCAUUCUGCCUAACAUCUCCAUUUGUGUUGCACGAAAGAAAGUCAUAUGGGUUUAGAAAGAAAUGAAAGAAAACGUUUUAUAUUCUGUCAUAAUUUAUUUAGAGGGAACUAUGCUUUUAAAACUGGUCUGCAGUUAGCUUUUUACUAAUCUAGAAGAUUAUAAAAUACCAUCAUUGGAUUUUUUGUCUUGGUUCUUGUGUGACUUAAGGUUCAGAAUUGUUGAUCUUCAUUUGUCAUUGAGAAAUUAGGUAUGAACUUGUUUUGUUUUUUUUUUAUGAAAAAAAAAGUGGUAUAAUCAUAUGUAAAUGGAACACACAGAUGCUCGUUCUUGGGUAUUUAAUGUCAAGCAUCAUGCAUGCUCUUUUCAAAUAUUAUAAGGCACAAAUUACUGUAUGAGCAUUUUCUCACACUGUUUAGAAGGGCUUUUAUGAUGGGAGACAGCUCCAACACAUGAUCAUUUUGUAAUCUUACGAAAGUAAUAUGUCCAUUCAAUGAUGUUUGUCAGUGUAUCGACUCCCCAAUUAUUUGUUUUGUUCAUGACCAAUUAUGUGCAAUAAAUCAACAUAUCUGUGGUGU
Xyrauchen texanus (razorback sucker) is the source of this 3793-nucleotide messenger RNA. Its product is annotated as E3 ubiquitin-protein ligase TRIM32-like. Gene Ontology annotation, molecular function: zinc ion binding; protein binding. The coding region runs from base 11 to 2050 and encodes 679 amino acids. The record is from RefSeq and is a predicted model, not a curated record. Lineage: Eukaryota; Metazoa; Chordata; Actinopteri; Cypriniformes; Catostomidae. The transcript is spliced from 2 exons.